CUGUGUAAUCGUGUCGGUGGAGUUGAUGGCGUCAUUCCGCGUCCUGCCGGAGCUUCCCGAGCGCGCUGAAGGAACGGAGGAGCAGCGAAGGCCGACGCGAGCGUGCCACCGGCGGCCGGGAUUGAGCGACGCCAAGCCGGACACCCGAGCUAGGAAAACAUGGAGGCUGUAGCGGAGGAGCUGCAGGCCGGCUCCCGGAUCCCGGUGACCGUCGAUCAGAUCGUGAACGACACGUUGGUGGUGACGCUCACGUACCGAGAGAGAAACUACACGGGCAUCUUACUGGACUGCGACAGAAAGACUGGGCUGUUUUGCCUCCCAGAUGUCGUUGGAAAGUCAGACGAGAGCCUGAUAUUGAGACCAGACUGUGAUGUCUCAAGUGAAGAGUCUUCCUCGAAAUCCCCUAGUCAACCUACACCACGACCAAAAGAUGAGAACACAGAGCCCGAGAUGUCUCCUCCUUGUCCUGUACCCAUCCCAGUGCAACCGGGCCAGCCUACGUACCCUCCGUACUUUGAGGGCCCUUUUCCUCAUCCCAUGUGGGUCCGGCACACCUACAACCAAUGGGUUCCUCAACCGCCACCUCGUCCAAUCAAGAGAAAAAAGAGACGAGGUCGAGAGCCGGGAAGGAUGACAAUGAGCACGAUCAGACUGCGACCUCGGCAGGUGUUGUCGGAGAAAUGUAAGAACACGCUAAACAGUGACGAAGACAGCAAAGAUGGGCCGAUGGUGCCCAGGACGUCCCGGAAGGAGAAUGCACCUCAAGCAGACGAGGACACUAAAGCCGUCCCUGGCAAGAGUCUGAGAAAAGACGACGGGGGCGACACUAAAGAGGCCAAGAGAGAGGACUCGACAGUCUACGACAGCAAGCGGUUUAGAAAGGACAAGAAGGAAGAUGAGAAGUAUCCUGGAGGUGACAUCAUUCCUCACAGUCCUGUCAUUAAGAUCUCCUACAGCACUCCGCAAGGUAAAGGUGAAGUGAUAAAUCCCUCAAGAGUUCACGGUUCUGUUAAACCCUUCUGCCCGAAGCAGUUAUUGCAGAAUGGACACCGAGAAAGAGGCGGCUUCAAGCAAGCCCCAAAAGAGCUGACACCCUCCAUGGACUCCAUCCGAACUGGUCUUACCAUUUCCAUUCCCAAACUCAAGCUCCCUAAGCUAAGUGGUCCAGACGCCCCAUCGCCAAAGAUACGUGUAAGAUCGAGGGCUGACGGAGCGGAGCAAGUGUCUGUGUAGGCGGAGCUAGUGGGUGGUGCUCGUCGAAAGCAUCCCAGAGAUCCCAACUCUCAGUCUGAGGAUGGUGGAGAGAAGAACUCGCUACAACUUUGGUCCGGCAACUGUGGAGAGGAAGUCGAACGUCACGGUGACCUGACUUUACUUAUUAACUUCCGCAAGAGGAAAGCUGACUCGUCAAGCCUCUCCGUGUGCAGCAGUGACAGUCUGGAUGAGUCGAAGUCCUUCAGUUCAGACGGCACGUCGCCAGAACUGUCCGAUCUUGCACCGGGCGACGACCUCUCCGUGUCGUCGUCCUCUCAAGGGGAGAGUAAGACUGUUCCGCCUCUAACUGUUCGACUGCACACUCGCAGCAUGAGUAAAUGUGUGACCGAGGAUGGUCAUGCAGUGACGGUUGGUGAUGUAGUUUGGGGUAAGAUUCACGGUUUCCCUUGGUGGCCCGCACGGAUACUCAGUAUAAGCGGUACUCGUAGAGAAGAAGGUGAGAUUGACGCACCUUGGCCCGAAGCGAAAGUGUCCUGGUUCGGCUCGCCCACCACUUCAGAACUCUCCGUUGCCAAACUGUCACCUUUCCGUGAGUUCUUCAGGUCACGUUUCAACCGCAAAAAGAAAGGGAUGUACCGGCGUGCCAUAAUGGAGGCGGCCAAGGCCGUGGGACACAUGAGUGCAGAAAUCACAUCUCUACUUGCUCACUGUGAAACUUAGUGGAAGAAGAGGGCAGUAGACUGGCUGUCAUUCAUGGAUCUGCGCUCCCAGGAUGUGGCAGUCUCCCCGGAUGGAGAAUGCCCUCAUUGGCCACGGAUAUCAUGAGGGAAGGUCCUUUUUUCCCCACACGUCCGAUGGAAGAAAAUGGCAAACUUGAUAACGUGUGGACUGCGUUUGAGGGGCCACGACAAACACGCUGGAAUAUCUCAACAAGAGAUAACAGGAGUCUCUCCAUCAUUUGUUUGUUGUUUAGGACGUACAUUAUAUUAGAACAAGUAGCUUGACACUAAAUCCGAAUGUAUUUAUUCACGAAACACUCGACUGGCCUCAAAAUUACCCUGUAAGAUCACACUGCUGCUGUUUCUUUAGAACGACUGUUUCUUCGCCUGCCCGUUUAUGGUUGAUGCCCGCCCCAUCACAGCGCCAUCCUCAUAGGAUGCCCGAACGGAAUGGACUGACGAUUAUCUGUAUUAUGAUACUAAAUGACAAGUCUUACCGUGUGUCCAUUUCAUCAAAUUAUGAAAAUGUGAAAUUCCUUUUUUCAUCUUCUGCGUCUAGAGAUCAUCGUGUAGCUCGUGCAACAUCUCUCACUAGUUAAACACGUUUCUCCAACCGGUGUGCAGAAAUAUAUCUCCUGUCUUUUGGAUCUGUUCGUUAAGAGGCCUGCGACGUUUCAGUUGUAUUUGCUUUAUUUAAUGUCACGUUAAGAAAUGCACUUUAUCCAUAUACCUUGGUGGCCUGCUGUGAACUCACGAGCGAACAAACACUCGAGAGUCGACCCAUCGCCUCUGAAGUGAUUUUUAACUUUCAAUAUACAGAUUUAGAUUUUUGAAGGAUGCUUUCAGGAAGUUGUGCACACUGUAUUAUCAUAUUAACCCGGGUUAUGUUAGUCACCAUUACUUUAGAAACGUUUCCACUGGAGAUAUGAUCAGACAUGUACGCUUCUAGGCACCAUCUGUUUUUAUUAAAGCAUCACAAGUCCAGCUGAUGGGAUGAAUUCAAUCAGUGGUCUUCUAAAUGGGGUUUGCUAAUAUCGGUGUCUGCUUCAAUACAGAGCGUGAGCGUUUCAAAAGGUUUUGCUCAGGACUGGGGCAUAAAGGGCAAUCAACGCAGCUCAGCACUAGAGCUGCACAUCAAUCGCAGGUUUUUGUGCAUUUCUGUACCACCUGGUGUAUGAUUAUGGACUCUGCAGGCGUUUAUAUGUGCAGCCAGCCAAUGCUCAACAAGGUGAAUUUUUUUUAUGUGCUGUAAAUAGAAUAAAAUAUGAAAGCAGUAACCUCUCUGGAAUGUUCUUUUGCGUGUGUGUGCGUGUGUGUGUGUUGUGUUGAUGAUGUGUGUUGUGUUGAUGAUGUGUGUUGUGUUGAUGAUGUGUGUGUGUUUGUUGAGUGAGUUUGUGUGUGUGUGUGUGUGUGAUUGUGUGUGCGUGUUGAUUGUGUGUGUGUUGAGUGAGUG
Xyrauchen texanus (razorback sucker) is the source of this 3387-nucleotide messenger RNA. It is a transcript of the gene pwwp2b, whose product is annotated as PWWP domain containing 2B. The record is from RefSeq and is a predicted model, not a curated record. Gene Ontology annotation, cellular component: nucleus; nucleoplasm. NCBI's taxonomy places the organism in Eukaryota, Metazoa, Chordata, Actinopteri, Cypriniformes, Catostomidae.